Molecule: messenger RNA, 1017 nt
Organism: Microthlaspi erraticum
Lineage: Eukaryota; Viridiplantae; Streptophyta; Magnoliopsida; Brassicales; Brassicaceae
Source: the annotation of a GenBank genome assembly
AUGGAGAGUCAAGAGGGAAUAGGAGAUGCUCCGAGAUGGGAGGAUAUGAAUAAAGAUAUACUUUCCAACAUUUUCAAAAAGCUCAGCGUAGUUGACGUUAUAAUGGGAGCAUCACGAGUGUGCAUAAAUUGGUUCCUUGCCUCUCACAACAAAACUAUAUGGAGCACCAUCAAACUCAACGAUCUUGAUUCGAUCCUCUUGGAUAACCACUAUGUGCCACAUAUGCAGGAUAAUGAUAGGGAGAAACAUCGAUACCACCUUAGGAAGAUCUUGAUUGAGAUAAACAAAUUUGGCCCUAUUGUCCCGACAAACUUUUUCUUUAACGUAUAUAGCUAUCUAGUAGAAGAGGAUCUUGCGAUCAUUUCAAAUGGUAUCCCAAACAUCCGAAAACUUGCGUUACCGAUGUGGAAAACUCUAAAUCUGAAUUCAAUUCAGGAAGCCUUUAGCAAAUGGAAGAAUCUCCAAACGUUGACUAUGGCCCCACUUAUAUCGCUAGGUGACACAUUGAGCCUUGAGCUUCAAGCCAUUGGAGACAACUGUAGAUAUCUUACCAACAUAAAAUUCCUAUAUCGGUUGGACAAAGACUUAGCCAGUAUGAUUGUUUGUAACUUUCCAAGCCUGGAGCGACUGAGCUUUCGAUCCUCUUAUGCAUGUGUAGAUGCAGCAAUAUCGCUCAUCAACGGCCUCCCAAACCUCAAAAUAUUUAAUCUUUCACAUUGUAUUUUCACGCAAUCCAACAAGAUCCGGAACAAGAUCGACGAUAAUCGUGUUUCCGUACAACCGAACGGGGUCGUCGGCAAGACGUUUAGGGUAUUAGGCAUGAAACCUGAAGAGGAACUUGUACAAACCGGCACUAAAAAGCUUGUCAGAUUUAUGGUAUGUGCUUCGGACUGCACAAUUUGUCAAGAUGUGUGGGAACAUUUUGGACUGUAUAAUCCUGACCGUCAAACGCUAGAGUCACGCUACUUUCGAGAGGAACAAUGGAAAACCGAUGAGAUAAAAGAAUUUGAGUUUUAA